AUGGAAGAAAUAGAAAGGAAACAAGAGGAAAUGAAGGUAAGAAAUGAUUGUUUAGUUGUUCUUUGCAGACUUGUAUGGCGAUCAAUAUCAUUGACACCCUUGAGUUCAAUAAAAAGCUCCCUAUAGGUUUAGAGAGUUAAAGCAUAUACUUUAAUUUAGGAAAAUGUUGGCGAGAUCAAGAAAUCUCAAGACGUUAUAAAUGUUAAAGUAAAUCAAAUGAAGGUAAGACAAGGUGUAGAGUUUUUAAGGGUUAUAAAUUGAGCAAUCAAUAUAGUCUGUUAUAUUUAUCUACUUAGCAAAGCUACGAUGGACCACAAGUGACAAGGAGACGUUUCGUGUAAAUAAAUAUGAAUUUAGAAAAUGAUGAAUCUUCAGCUAUAAUCCACAUCUCAGUAAACAUGGCUUUCCAUUCCAUGCCGAGAAUUAUACUAUUUCACCGUUCACGACAAUUCUGCUAUUCUGAACCGGGUUUCAAUCGCUUUAAUAAUAUGAACAUGGUGUGCCCAAAAUACACUAGAGAGACUGAAAGUGGGCCCACUUUCACCGUUAGAACUAUUAAAGAUUGGACGCCCUCGAUGUUACAUUGCGCAAACAGAAAUCUAUAUCUACGUUUAAACGCAGUUUGUAUACUAACAUUUUAACGGACCAGAAGUCCGCCAUGCGUUUAGAAAUUGCUUAGGUUGGUGGUGGGUUAUUUUAUUUGUAAAUAUAGUAGUUUUAGAGUUUUUAUAAGUUUUAGUAUUGUAUUAGCUUAAUUGUAGUUAUGUAAGGAGGGCCACGAAUUUAUCAGUAGUUCACACUUACUGUCAAGUGUUUACCCUCAUGAAAUAAAGUCUGAAUGAAUGAAUGAGUGCAGGUCAUUCACUCGUGUGCUGGUCCUGGUCACUCAUGAUCAUGGUCAGCGUCACAUCUCAGAUAUCUGAACACGUAUACUUUAAUUUAGGAAAAUGUUGACGAAAUAAAGCAAUCUCAAAAUGAUAUAAAUGAUAAAGUAAAUCAAAUGAAGGUAAGACAAAAUUGUGUCGAGCUUCUUUAGGCUCGUGUAGCUACGUUUAUCUACUUGCCAAACUUUUCAUUCCCUGAGUUCAAUGAAAAGCUCCCUAUGAUCCGACCGUAAUAUAGAGAGUUAAAGCAUAUACUUUAAUUUAGGAAAAUGUUGGCGAGAUCAAGAAAUCUCAAGGUGUUAUAAAUGUUAAAGUUAAUCAAAUGAAGGUAAGACAAGAUUGUGUUUGGUGCUUUUAAGGCUUAUAUAUAGCGAACAAUUACGUUUUACGGGUAGAAACGCUACAUUUAUCUGACUUGAAAACUUGGAAAAGCUUUCAAUCUGUAAGCCCUAAGAUCUUCAUCAUUGCACGUAUGAUUUUAUUGAUGAAAAUUUGAGCUUACGGAUUGCAAGCUUCGUCAGACAGAUCAAUCCCCGCUGGGUUUUAGACCCAUAUAAGGGGCAAAUAUAUCCAUUCCCACGCAUGUAGAAUAUUUAGUUCGAUCGUUUCUUUAGGCUCAUGUAGUUACAUUUAUCGACUUUCCAAACCUUUCAUUCCCUAGCCUAUCUUCCAGUCCACUACACACAACGGUGGAGUGGAAUGGAAGACAAGCUAUCCUUCCCAAGUUAAGUCAACAUCUUCAUCAAUGCACAUUCGCUACAUAUCCGGGCUUACGGAUGGGAAGUCUCGUCGAACAGAUGAACCUACUAUUUUUCAGAAAAUAGAACAAUUAUAAGAUUAAUUUUACUUACUGUAUUGACCACAGUUUAUUAUUUCAUCUGAUUUGAAAAUACACCUGGACCACGUUUGACCACAAGAGAUCAAGAAACGUUUGCUGUAAAUAAAUGUGAAUUUUUAAAAAUCAUCCUUCUUUGAUUAUAAGUAUAAUUCGAAUUUCGGCAAAGAAAUGAUUUUUUUAUUAAAGCACUUUUUCGGCAUUUAUAAUAAUUCUGCUAUAUAUUCCGAACCGGCUUUUUCGUCACUCGUGCAUGUCAUUCGCAUCUGUGGUCAUCUAUGAGACAUCUUAACACUUCUACUUUAAUUUAGGAAAAUGGUGACGCGAUAAAGCAAUCUCAAGAUGCUAUGAAUGUCAAAGUGAAUAAAAUAAAGGUAAGACAAGAUUGUGUUGGGUGCUUUUAUUAUGAUUGUUUUACUGGUAAAAACGCUGCAUACGCGAACGUCUACUUGAAAACAUAAAGUUUUCAAUCUGUAAGCCCUAAGAUUUUCAUUAUUUAUUGACAAAGAUUUGAGCUUACAGAUGCAAGCUUGGUCAAAAAACGAUCAACCUGAUGUUUUUCACAAAACAGAACAAUCAUGUGUGUUAGGUAUUUUUACUCACUGCAUGAAAUCUUAUCAAAAGGUAUGCAGUGCAAUCUCUGACAUAUUUGACCCAGGGCUCGAAUAUAGAGGGAGUAGCCAGCGUGGCCGGCUCUUUUAUAGGGCAGAUAAUUGAAGAAGAGCAUGCACGAAAGCCCUAGUAAAGCCCAGCUGCCGAGAAUUGUGAUUGGCUGAAUUUACAUUGACGACAGGUUGAUUGACAUGUUACGCUAAUUUAUUCAAAAAUUUAAAAAUAAAUACAGUACAAACAAACGGCAUCGCUAUUAAAGUGUAAACCUGUCGGCUAAAAUAUAAAAUUCAAAAGUCAAAGUGUAAAAUGUGUAACAUAUACCGGUAUCUAAACAGAAUAAGGCAAGCCAUACUGUUAUUACUGCAUAUGUUGUAUGAUUUUAUGUCACAUUUAUACAAAACUAUUUCAAGUGGGCGGUGUUAAUAUGGAAUAUUAACUAAGUAGGCGUGAUCAAUUUUACUAGGGCUUUCGGGCAGGCUCUUCUUAUAAAAGAGCCUGCCACGCUGGCUAUAGAGGGAGAACAAAAUGCCGUCGAUCGUUGCGGCAACGACGACAAUUUUUUGCCGUAUAGUGCAAUUUUUAUACUAUUCACUGUGCAUUACUACUUUGAACUUGAAUUCAGAUGUUGAUCAAAUCAUGCGUAAAUCACUAUUUUAAUCUCAGUUUUCUUCGAAAAAAAAACACUAAAGAAAUACGUAGACGUAUUUCUACCUUGUCAAAAAUCCAAAGUAACAAUAAAGUUUUAUUACAGUAAUUUGAAAAGUGCCGUGAAAACUGCCAAAAUUGCCGUAGACAGCUGUUACGCGUUCUACGGCAAUUUUUAACGCCAUUGCCGUGAUUGAUUUCAGGGAAAUUCGAGGCCUGAUCUGACCAUUAACCCAGCAACCUAGAUAUGCAAGGUUUUACUAAUUUUAUUAUUCAGGAUAAUGUUGACGAGAUGAAGCAAACUCAAGCAGAAAUGAAAGCAGAUCAAAUUGCGUUUGAAGUAGAGGUACGAAACCAAUUUGAAAAAAUGACGGAAAUGUUCAAUCAGCUGUUGGAAGGAAGAAAUAUAAACAACAAUGGCGCGCAAGCUUCAAAUCCACCAGUUCCAGACAACAACAAAGACAUUAUCAUUCUUGGCGGUUAUUAUGCCCGAGCACGUGUUUCGAAUACAGUUCAGAAAUUCAAUAUAGUAAGUGGGAAGUCGACUCAUCUACCGAAACUGAAUCACCCCCGAGUAAAUUUAGCAUCAUUUGUUUACAAUGGUGACGUCAUCAUAACUGGCGGCCACGAUGGCCAAGUUGGCACAGACAGCAUUGAAAUUUUAAAGAUAAACCAGGAUCCUUUGCAAUGGAUGAUGUUUGAUGGUAAACUGCCGGUGAAGUUAUCUGGUCAUGACGUUAUAGUUUAUCAAGGUAAACUAUACGCCAUGGGAGGAUAUAACUGGAAUGAAAAGAAAACAAACGAUAACAUCUACGAGCUGUCCAUUAUCCCGCCUUAUACUGCCAAGCCACUGGCUAGAAUGCCUCAGCCAAGACAAAACCACAGAGCAGAAAUUGUAAAUCGGAAACUAUUUAUCUUGGGAGGAAGGGCAACAGGCCUUAGUAAAGACGCCAUUGAUAGCGUUGUCGUGUAUGAUUUCAUCAAGAAUGAGCUCAAACCAUGUCCAUCGUUACCCAAGCCUAUCUGCGCUAUGUCCACAGUUACUUGGGGUAACAAAAUCAUUGUCAUUGGCGGUAGCGAUAAGAAUGACCAGAUCUUAAAUGACGUCAUCAUGUACGGCACUGACACAGGAGAAAGUCAGAAGUUGCCUCAACUGAUACACAAGAGGUGUGGUUCCUCUGCAGUAAUUAUGAAUGACGUCAUUGUUGUAUUGGGAGGAUGGAAUGACGAGGAGGGGCAUCUCAACUCAGUAGAACGUUUCACAAUGGGAGGUGAUCAUUGGAGGGAACUACCAAGGAUGAAGGAAAAAAGAUUCCUUGCAACUGCUGUAGUAAAACCUUGCAACUGA
This is a messenger RNA of Paramuricea clavata, 4324 nucleotides long. The record is from the annotation of a GenBank genome assembly. NCBI's taxonomy places the organism in Eukaryota, Metazoa, Cnidaria, Anthozoa, Malacalcyonacea, Plexauridae.